CAGUCAACCGGUCAUUAUGUAUCGUUGGUUCCUAUGGCAAGCGAUGGUUGCAUAUGUAGCUUUCGAUCUGAUAGCAAGGGCGGUUUGAUAUUAUUCGUCAUCAAUGAUAGCGGAAGAAAUAGUCAUGCAAGAUUUGUUGUAGGUCGUGGAAACGAUCCAUACGUCACUAUUAAAGCAUGUAUGGAUUUUAUAAAUGAAAUUAAUGGAAAUAAUGGUAUUGAAGAAAAUAGUAGUAGUAUUGAAACGAAAGAGCGAUUUGAUUAUGAUCAUAUUGGAUAUU
Scutellospora calospora is the source of this 280-nucleotide messenger RNA. NCBI's taxonomy places the organism in Eukaryota, Fungi, Glomeromycota, Glomeromycetes, Diversisporales, Gigasporaceae. The record is from the annotation of a GenBank genome assembly.